CUUUCAUUGUGCACAACUGCAUCCCUUUUUAAAACGCUGGCUUUAAAACACAGUGCAGCUCUAUGCUUUGCUCUAUGUUUUACAGGAUGCUGGUCGUUAGUUAAUCCCCCAGCUAUUCGAGCCCAGCUCCAUUUCCUGAGUAAUUUAUUGUUCCGCCUCACAUUUGAAUGAGAGGGCUCUUACUCAGAGCACAUGGAAUGCCCUGACGUCAUUAGCCAGAACAGCUACAAAAGAAUGAAAAUACAUCUGCUCUGCAUUCUCUCCGGAUAGGAACUCUGCUGAUGUGUUUAAGUUGUUGUCUGGACUGCUGUGAUUUCCGUUCCCAGUCAAUUCCAGACCUCAUAAUUUGAGGCUAAAAGGAAUGAAAACCCUCUCCGAAAGCUUGGAUAAAAAAAGGAUCCUCACUUUAAGAAACCUGACUGGCCUCCUAAACUUUUACAGGAUCUGUUUUAAAGAAAGGCCACACCACUACUCUGAAAAUGCUGCAGCAGAUUUUAAAGGAGAUGUACAUAGACCCUGAUGUUCUGGAGGCUCUGAACGAGGAACAGAAAAAGAUCUUGUUCUUGAAGAUGAGGCAGGAACAGGUGAGACGGUGGACAGAAAGAGAAGAGAACUUCGAAAAGCAAAGAGAAUGCUUAAACAGUCCGAAGCCGAAACAAGCUUCCCCCAAGUCUGUGAGCUGGCUUCUGGGGAACGACGGGGACGUGCAUGUCUGUGUCAUUGGAGAAGCAGCAGGGGCCAAGCCCUACGACCUCAUCCACUCGCAGGUAGACGACAAGAGAGAGACGAACAACCACAAUGCAAGAGCUCCUGUUUCGGAAACCUUUCAAAAAACACUCAGCACUCCUCAGGAAGAUGGAAUACAGCUUAAUUUUCAGACAGCAGAAAAGGAAGAGGACACUGCAGAUCCAAUGACAGAACUAAAGGACUCAGGGCUGUACUAUCGACCACAUCUCCAGCACAAGGAACCCCAGUCUCUGGCACUCAGACUAUCGGCUAGAGACCGUCAGGAAGAAAAAGCAGGCCGAGAUUUCAAGAUUGUGCCAGCAGCUCGGAGACCAAUGCUCAGCUCUGACAGUGAAGAAGCCAAUCAGUCUCCAGACAACCCCACGGCCCAAGGCCGGGUAGCUGAACUGCGGAAGAAUUUCAACCAUUUACAAGUAACCAGUGGAAAAAACACUCUGUCUCGCGUGAAGCCACCCCUUCCAGCAAAACCAACCACCUUUCAGUUAAUGUCUUCAGCUGGAUUCAGCAAUUCCCCACACAGCUCAGGAGAAAGAAGGUUCAGUGGGCGUCCUCCGAUCCCACGACCAAGCCAGCUUCCUCUUUUAGACCCAGGAACUCAAGUGCAGAUGUCAGUGAGUAACCGGCCUCUGGAAGACAAAGGCUAGCCCUGCAGGUGUCUGUCUGAGCUCACCAGGUGCCUGGCUGGCAGAGCCCACUGUAGCAUGAUGAGGGGAAACAGUUCCUUUGGGUUUGCCUGUCGGUUUCACCACAGCUAAUUUUACACUCCCUCAGGAAUCUCCAGCAAAGACCGGUGACUUCGCACAGCCAAGUCAUAAACCUGUGCUCCCCUGACUGUAUGACUCACCCUGCACACCACGCCACAUGCAGAAUAUUUUGUUAUUCCUC
Molecule: messenger RNA, 1632 nt
Organism: Acipenser ruthenus (sterlet)
Lineage: Eukaryota; Metazoa; Chordata; Actinopteri; Acipenseriformes; Acipenseridae
Product: SH2 domain-containing protein 4A-like
Exons: 7
Coding region: 480-1391 (303 amino acids)
Cellular component (GO): cytoplasm
Source: RefSeq, a predicted model, not a curated record